AUGGCAGUAAAUGAGUCCAGAAAGCAAAAUAUAGUGGAAAGAGAUACUACUCCUACAAACAGUACCUCAACAGUUGGGCAACCAGACAAUGCAUCCCAACUUUCAUCAAAACAUGAAGAUUCCUCAAAAGAUAAGAAGAAAUCAAAUGCUACCGGAAUAAUGACAUCUAAUAACGACAGUCAUAACCCAAGAAGGAGAUCGCACUCACUUAGCUUUUAUGGGAAGAAAAGGCACAAAAUUUCUUUUGAUUUUCCUAGAAAAUGCAGUUCAUUCAAAAAAAUGAAGUCAACAUACAAUGAGCAGAAUAGCCACGAGAAGACACACAAAUCAGACCAAUCAUCAAAGUCAUUGUUGGCUUACAUGGAAAAAGAAAACGGGGAAGGAAACAGUGAUUCUCAGGAGACAAUAAAGUAUCCUCACAACAUUAUUCACAAUGAUCCAUCGUUUGGUGAUGCCCAUUCACUAAUAGAAGUUCAGGAUGAGAUCCAAGAUUACUUGGAUACUUCACUUAACUCCAUACAGUGGCGUGUUUCUAAUCUUUACGUUGAGCCAGGCGAUUCUUCAUUUGUAUUCUGGUUCAUGCUAUCAUCGUAUUUCCCGCUACUUUGUGGUUGUAUUGGCCCGCUCUCUAACAUGAUGUCUAUAUUUGCAAUUGUGUGUUCCUGGAAGAUCAGAAAAGGGUUGCCAAAUGACAGCGGAGACAACGAAGGUGGCGAUGAGUUUUGGGUUUAUUUAGUGAAUGCGACCUCGGUGGCUCUUGCUUUGGUCUCAAAUUUUUUCUUACUAUUAAACUUCCGUAAGAAAGUUCGUUAUGUCGUUUCCCAAGUCAUUAGUAUCAGUGGAUGGUUUAUCGCCAGUACAAUGCUUAUGUGCUUAGUAAUCGUUUAUCACUGGUAUUUUUACUCACAUCAUCUUGAUGAUCAGUUUGACCUCAACUACGGCUUUUAUUUUGCAAUCGUUACAGUCUGUCUUCACUGGUUGAAUUUUGUCGUUCUUUUCCUAAAUGAGCUCGGGUUUUUAAUGAAGAAGUAUAGGCCAGUGUUUAAUAUUAAUCAGGUGCAGAGAAGUUUGAUAUUUCAGUCAUCAUCUAUGGCAGUUUGGCUACUUGUUGGAGCUAUUAUAUCAAUUAGAGUAUGGGAUUCUUCCUUUGGCUUCGGCCUCUAUUACUGUAUAAUCUCAGUAGUUACGAUAGGUGAGCAGCAGGACAUUCCUGCAACUUCUUUGGCGAGAGGAAUAUCAUCCUUUUGGAUACUUAUAGCGUUGGUGCUAUUUGGUUUGAUUAUUUCGAGUGUCAUUGAUACCGUGUUAGAGUUUUCAAAAACCACGAUCUAUUGGCAUCGCCUUGCAUCCACCAAAAAGAUGAAAAUGAAGUUGAAGAAAGAAGCCAUGAAAACUGAUAAGGAGGCAUUCGAUUUCAUGCGUGAUGUUAACAGUACUGCUGAGCUCACUCAACAGUUGAUUUCAUUUUUAACAAAUUCCGUCGCAUUCUGUGCUUUUCUUUUGCUUGGGUGCACAGCAUUCAAGUAUACUGAAGACUGGUCUUUUAGCACAUCGUGCUACUUUUGCUUCUGCUGCCUUGUAACAUUGGGUGCUGGAAACAUUAUUCCGACUUCGGCAGCCGGUAGAGUUCUAUUUUCAGUUUGGGCAUUAGCGGCAAUUCCAAUUAUGACAAUUCUUGUUUCGAACUUGAGUGACCUCAUAUUUCACAGAUUAAAGAAACUUGAUGAUAUGGAUAUGUUUGAUAUAAUAUAUCGGUUUGCAAACGGAAGAAAACAUUUAAGGUUUAUGACGAAGUUAUUUAGGGCAAAUCAGGAUUCCGUUGACAUUAAGACAUUGGAGAAUUUGAUGCAUGAUACGAGUAUAUCUACAUCAAAAACUCUCAUGCACAGUUUACCAAAGGUUAGAGAACAAAUUAAUAGUGACGCAUAUAACAUCGACGAUCGCUGUGAAAGCUCGGAAGACCUAGAUGAGUUGGCUCAAGCCAUCAAUGAAUUUUCUACGAUGGGUGAAUUUGCAUCUACAAGAUCAGAAGAUGCAAAAAAAGAUGCACCUUUCUCUGAUGGCAGCGAACAGUCUGGGAAUUUCGAACUAUAUGGAGUUUCUAAUGAACCAUCCACUAAAAAAGAGACGCAAAUUUCUGUUCCAUUAGCUACAAAUCCUGUUGAUGCUUUGUUUGAAUUCAUCUUUAACAACACUAAGCUAUCAAACUUAAGUUUUUUGAACACAGACUCUUUUAUCCAUAGCGUGAAGAUGAGUAUCCAUCUUCUAAAUUACGUAAGAGAGGGAACAUUAUGUGUCUCGUAUGACGUUGAAAAAAUUAAACGUGCCAGGGUCUAUCUUAUUCGGGCAUUUAGGAUUAUUGAUCCAAAUUUCGACGAAGACACAUUUCUCAGGAAGUACGAACUUUCGAGUGAUGGGGCAACGGCGGUAAUUCCUCAAGAUGAUUAUAUACUUGAUCUGACACUUGAUAAACCCAUUGAUAUAGUCAAUAGGCAUCAAAGCGUUAUAUUCCCACCAGGGAAAAGUAUUCAUACUCUUUUUAGGAAGAAGCACGAUUUUAUCUUGAACCACUUAAGCACACUUCAGAUUCUUCUUGCAGAGCUCCAUAAAGCUUUCAUCAUGGUGAGAUUCAAGCCAACAUUUCAUUACAACUUCGAAGAAUGGAGAAGAUUUCUCAUUUUAACAGAGAACAGUGCGUACGUGAAUCAGUCGAGGAAAGGUGAAUUUUGGCUGGGUGAUCGAUCUCCGUUAAGUUUUCCGAACAGGGAGCCGGAGUAUUUCGCCACCUCUUAUUUGAGGCUUUUGGAGUCAAAGCUACAUCGAUUUGCCUGGGAAUAUGAUCAAGACAAAUAUCACGUAGUUAUAGAUGAAGAGAACAAAUAA
Messenger RNA from Brettanomyces bruxellensis, 2883 nucleotides. RefSeq lists its product as uncharacterized. Gene Ontology annotation, molecular function: potassium ion leak channel activity. The transcript has a single exon. NCBI's taxonomy places the organism in Eukaryota, Fungi, Ascomycota, Pichiomycetes, Pichiales, Pichiaceae. Gene Ontology annotation, biological process: potassium ion transmembrane transport; stabilization of membrane potential. Gene Ontology annotation, cellular component: membrane. Bases 1 to 2883 code for a protein of 960 amino acids. The record is from RefSeq and is a predicted model, not a curated record.